Iphiclides podalirius (scarce swallowtail) is the source of this 204-nucleotide messenger RNA. Lineage: Eukaryota; Metazoa; Arthropoda; Insecta; Lepidoptera; Papilionidae. The record is from the annotation of a GenBank genome assembly.
AUGUUGAUCACUGGGAGCGGCUCGGUGGCCCGACACGACACACGGGCAGCGUCGCCGGCGCCGGCGCGUGCGGCCGCGGCGCGACGCAACGCCGAUCGACGCAAUGCGUGGCCAGAAGCGACGCAGCGCGUGAAGCGGCGCAACGUCGGCAGGCUUGCGUCGCGCCGCGGCUCGACUCACCCACAGUACAAAUUAGGUGCCACA